Branchiostoma belcheri (Belcher's lancelet) is the source of this 2454-nucleotide messenger RNA. Its product is annotated as elongation factor Ts, mitochondrial. Gene Ontology annotation, molecular function: translation elongation factor activity; protein binding. NCBI's taxonomy places the organism in Eukaryota, Metazoa, Chordata, Leptocardii, Amphioxiformes, Branchiostomatidae. Gene Ontology annotation, cellular component: mitochondrial matrix. Gene Ontology annotation, biological process: mitochondrial translational elongation. The coding region runs from base 104 to 1111 and encodes 335 amino acids. The record is from RefSeq and is a predicted model, not a curated record. The transcript is spliced from 5 exons.
GGGUCAGAGGUCGCGGUGUGGCGGGGACCCAGUGUUGCACGGUUGGCGUGCACGUGAGCGCACGUUUUUGCACGUUUGGGAAAGAAAACAACUUUCAAUCGCGAUGUGGGUCUUCAGAACUAUAGGUGUGACCAGGUGUUCCCCAGGUGUGUCAUCGUUCGCCAGGUGUCUCCACACCUGUUCAGCGCUGGAAGCCGUCACCAAAGCCAACCUGUCCAAGCUCCGCAAGAAAACCGGCUUCACGUUCGUCAACUGCAAGAAAGCACUGGAGAAGUUUGAAAAUGACUUGGAGCAGGCAGAGAAAUGGCUGAAGGAACAGGCUCAGAAGGAAGGCUGGGCAAAAGCCACCAAACUACAGGACAGACAGACGGCACAGGGGCUGGUGGGCGUGGCUCAGGAGGGGACCAUGGCAACCAUGGUGGAGGUGAACUGUGAGACAGACUUUGUGGCCAGAAAUCCCAAGUUCCACCAGCUGGUGACUCAAGUUGCCAUGGCAACACUCAGUGAUGUCAAGGCUCACCCUCAGUGGACCCUGGGUUGGUUAAAGGCCCUGCACACGGGUGAGGAGCUGCGGCAGCUGCGGGUGGGCGACGCGACCUUAGGUGACCUCACGGCCCUCACCAUCGGCAGUCUGGGGGAGAACAUCCAGAUUCGUCGCGCCAUGUACUACUCCGUCCCCCCCAUCCCGACCAAACACAUCGGCGUCUACGUACACGCUCCCGUUGCCCGGACAACAACAACCAGCAGCCAAUCAGCAGAAAGCUGCCAGCUCGGGAAGUACGGGGCGCUUGUCGCGUUUCGGCGGCGGAACACGGAGUUCCAGAACUUUAAUGCCGCAGAGCUCGGGCGGCGGUUAGGACAGCACGUGGUCGGGAUGAACCCACUAACCGUCGGAGAGAUGCCAGAAAUUUGGCAGGAAGAGAAGAGUAGUGAUGGGGAUAAUCGGGAGGAGGAGGGGAGUAGUACAGACAGUGAUGAGAAUGAGACACAGAUGCUGAGGCAGACGUUCCUCCUGGACCCGACCAUGUCAGUCGGGGAGCUGGUCAGGCAGCAGGGCAUAGAGCUGCUGGACUUUGUCAGGUUUGAGUGUGGAGAGGUGGAAGAGUCAUAGGAUCAGGCAGACAUUAGAAAUACGUAGGAUGUACAGAUGGGCCACAAAAAUGUGCAUUUAUAGAUAACCACAGAUCUGAUGUAUAAGUGAAAAAGAAGUAAUGUACUACUAGUACUAGCUUGUUUUAACAAAUGAGUUUUGUAACUAUUUCUGUACUGGCAGCUUUAUUUUCAGCAACUUGCUACCUGAAAUAUGUAAACAUUGUCACUUACUGUCUUACUGACAGUCUUGUUUGAUUCUGUUAUAAUCUAGGACAAAAAGCUGGGCAGAAAUCACUGUAAUCAUAACCUGCUUGCUGUAAUGAAGAAGCAUGUAUCAUAAACCUAAAGUCUGUUGUCUUCUUUUCCCCAGUCUGUUUCCUCACACAUCAACAGGUACUGAAAGUUCUGCUCACAAUUGCAAAAUGUAAAAAGACAAGUACAAACAUAAGAGAUCUUUUUCUCCCAUUUUUAUUGACAACAUAAAGUCACAAAUACAACAUGUACAUUUACAUCACAUGGACAUGUUUCUGAAACGGACCUGAGGUCUAAUCUCAUGUUCUAAACAAAACUGUUUUGUGUCAACAUUUAGUUAUUUUACCGGAACUUAAGAUUAAAUAAAUUUGAUGUCCUGGUACAUUCGGUGGGAGCCUGUCGGUGGCUCUCAAUCAAUAAUUUUAUUCUGUUUGCCAAACCACAGAAAAAGGGGACCAUGUAAAAUGCUUAUUAAUAUCAUUAUGGACAUGCUGGAGAGUUCCAAUGUUUUACAUGACGGAAUGCUCUACGUGUUUUAACAUGAGUGUCAGCAACAGUAACAGUGGAAUGUCUACAAACGGUACCAAAAUCCUGGGUUGUUCCUCGUACCAAUUAUUCUGCUCCUGGGGAAAACUAAAAGCAAGUGAAUGUGAAUGUUACUGUAGCCUGAUUAAAUCGCUUUACGGUUGCCGCAGUUCAACCUCUUGCAGGUGUUUCUGCCAGCUUUUAUCAUUAUAUACACACUGCCCCAGAUUUGAACACACUAUACUGUAUUAAUGUCACUCUUUUGUGAAUCAAAACAUCCAGCCUCUGCGGGGAGGGGCCACUAAAGCCGCGGAUGGCAGAGUUUGCAUUACAGUUUCUACACAGACCAAAGAGGUUUAAAAUGUAUUUAAGUUAACCUUCUUGCACGGACUAAAUGUUACUGAGUGUGAGAAACAUUUUGUGUCAACAAAAGUAAGGCAAGAAAUAUUUUUUUAUCAGCUUGAACUAAUAAUUGAGGCAAAUUUGUAUGAUUAGGGUCUAAAUACAUCAGUGAUUCACAUUUCUGUAACUACUCUGUAGCUGUACUUGGAACCAGCGGCUUACACCAGAUUGCACUUUCAAAUG